Daldinia caldariorum is the source of this 1640-nucleotide messenger RNA. Its product is annotated as Clavaminate synthase-like protein. The coding region runs from base 246 to 1295 and encodes 349 amino acids. Gene Ontology annotation, molecular function: dioxygenase activity. The record is from RefSeq and is a predicted model, not a curated record. NCBI's taxonomy places the organism in Eukaryota, Fungi, Ascomycota, Sordariomycetes, Xylariales, Hypoxylaceae. The transcript has 4 exons.
AUAUUAUCAUGGUAUAGAUCCAUCUUACCUAUGUUGAGCUCGACUUCUUUUUAUGUUGUACUUUUAUAAGGUAUAGCUAAGAUGACUUCGUAUAUCGAAUUAGUACUAUAGAUUAAGUACAAUUGGUUUCGGAGAUAAAUUUCAAGUAUUGUUACUACCUAACAUAGAGAAUGGCACACGCAAGAACCCCGCUUUGCUAAUUCGUGGUAACGUAUAACCCACACCUAUUAAAAACUACCUUGAAUAUGACUCCAGAGCAAGAUACGAUACCAGUGAUAGACUUUAGCGCAUGGUCGAGGGGCUCGAUAGAAGAUAAGAAACGCAUUGGUCGAGAAGUAACGGACGCGUGCCGUCGGGUUGGCUUCGUAUAUAUUAUCAACCAUGGCAUACCGAGUGACAUCCUCAAGGAAGCGUUUGGUUGGUCGAAGAGACUCUUUGAUCUUUCUCUCGAAGAAAAGAUGCUAGCUCCUCAUCCUCUAGGUCCCACUGUCCACCGAGGAUAUUCGUGGCCGGGUCUAGAGAAAGUGUCGCAGGAUAUCAUCACCGACGGCGACGAGGAAAAAGAGGCCGAGAACCGAAAGAUCUCCGAUUUUAAGGAGAGCUAUGAAAUUGGUAGCGAGGACUCAAAAACUCAGCCGAACAUAUGGUUACGCCAGGAAGUCCUCCCUGGUUUCCGGGAAUUCACGACGCAAUUCUACUGGAAAUGCCACGACGUAGCGAAAGAGCUGUUGCGCGCUUUAGCAAUCGGCGUUGGUUUAGAAGACGAAGGUUUCUUUCUACGCUUCCAUAGUGGCAUUAACAACCAGCUACGACUGCUUCAUUAUCCACCGAUUGAAGCAGAGAAACUUUCCAGCAAUGUUGUGGCUCGAAUGCCAGCCCAUUCCGACUGGGGGACGAUCACGAUGCUUUUUCAAGAUGACUGUGGAGGGUUGCAAGUCGAACAUCCUAAUGAACCUGGGCAUUUUGUUGACGCGACGCCAAUAAAGAACGCAUUAGUUAUGAACGUGGGUGAUUUGCUAAUGAGAUGGAGCAAUGAUUUGUUGAAGUCGACCCUUCACCGUGUUACCCUCCCACCGAUUGAGAACGAUAUACGAGUGGACGGGAAAGUCGUGACAAAGUCAAGAUACUCGAUUCCUUACUUCGUUUCACCAGAUGAGAAAUCUGUUAUUGAGUGCUUGUCCGUUUGCACGGACGAAGACCAUCCCAUCAAAUAUGCGCCUGUUGUGCAAGAAGACUACCGACGGAUGAGGGCGAGGGGACAGUAUGCGGAAACAGCUAACGCUCCAAUACCCUAGGAGGUAGGUACCUAAGACAUCCAUAAUUGCGAGAAUAAAUAUAUAAAUCUAAAUAUGAAUCGUGAUAAAUGUUUUUAUAAGGGAAAUCUCAGAUAGCUCAUGGUACAGCGUUAGGCAGUAAGAGGUACCUGUACUAUGUACUCUAGAUACCUAUCUCUUUAAUCUCCAAUUUUGCACAUGUAUCAUCCAAUCAGAUCAACUACCAGACUCUUUCAACCAAUUACAAUGUCCUAUUUUGCCAGGGCCACGUUUAAGCGCUGAGUUUAGCGCCUAUCAAAACACCGUAGCGCUUGGCCGCGCUGCUCGGUGCUCGCGAUCCCGGCGACAUUUCGCAGAAGUCAUUGG